This is a messenger RNA of Diprion similis, 1322 nucleotides long. RefSeq lists its product as uncharacterized. Gene Ontology annotation, molecular function: RNA binding. The transcript is spliced from 3 exons. Gene Ontology annotation, cellular component: mitochondrion; mitochondrial ribosome; nucleoplasm. Gene Ontology annotation, biological process: mitochondrial translation. NCBI's taxonomy places the organism in Eukaryota, Metazoa, Arthropoda, Insecta, Hymenoptera, Diprionidae. The record is from RefSeq and is a predicted model, not a curated record. The coding region runs from base 144 to 500 and encodes 118 amino acids.
CGAGAAUAUUAUAUACCUAUACGAAGUUAAGUAAUCUGUAGUCGCUGUUCAGGUCGUGCUUAUGUCACCCUGCGUAUCGCGUAUAGACGACAGUUUCCCAGAUACAUGUGAUUACUCCAUAGUGUGGCGAGUGAUUUGACAAGAUGAAGAUCACAGCCCUGCUGAGAGGAGCUCGAACACCCCAAAAUCCACUAAAAGUACCUUUUCAACCGAUUCUCCCAAUGAAUUUGAGAGAUAGGGUAUCCGGGAAAGCUGAUAAAAUAUCAGAUGUUUCUUGUCUGCAGGAAAUAGCCGUACUUUUUAGCUGUUUAUCGGAAAAUGAAUUCAAGGAAUCAUUGUGUCCGAAUGAAGUAAAGUCUUUCCAGUUAUGCAGCAAAAUGAGUUUGGCAAAAAGAUAUCAAAAGAAACAGGACGAAGCGCAAGGUGGCGCUGGAACAAAUCCCAAAUCUGUAUCAUCAACCACAGUUAAUCGUGUUCUGCGACGAUUUCCGUCAAUUUGAAUGUAUUUAUAGACGAUAAAAUGAACCGCUAAUAAACAUAUUGUAAUGAAUUUUAGAGAAAAAAGAAGAUCACUAUCAACUUUUUGUCCAAUAAAUAAUAUUUUCCAUGCCCAAGAUAAUUCGUUAUUUGUGUCACAUUAAAUGUGCACUCAGAGUUAUUUGCUUAGAGUAUUCUACGUCGAGAUAUGCAGAUACGAAAAAGUUCUAGUUAUCACUUAUCUCUUUUUGUGGAAGAGUUCAUUGGAAAAAUAAUUCGAAUGGAUUGAUUUUAAAAAAUAUCAACACACAGUAUUAAUAGAAUAUAGAAAAAGUAUCAGGUAUAUAUUUGUCUACAGGUCGAUUACAUUGUGUUACAAAUUAUGUAAUAAGCUCCGAAAAUUUGACGAUAGUUUAGAAACUAUGGUAUUAAAAUAUGGAAAAGGCACAGAGCUGCUAAAAAAGGGUUGUUAAAUUUCAUUUUUUUUUUUUUUUUUUUCCAUUAAUGUCUAAGGGUCGAUCUAAACCCUAUGCAAAAUAUCGAAUUGCAUGUUAAUCAUGGUUUAUUUGAUUUGACGAAAAUUGUAUCCAAAGUUUUGAAAACUAAACAUGAAGGGAUUGCUUGGCAACCAGUAGUUCAGCAAUAAAAUCGCUUAAAUGGAAUGGAAUGUCGUAAUUUUCAGGCAAGGCGAAAAUACAGCUAGAAAUGUGCAACAGUAAUAUUGAUUAUUGUUGUUAUUACCGUGAAUUAUGACGCUACACAUAUUUUGUUAUUGGGUGAGAAAAAAAAAAAACCAACAAACAAAAAAAUAAAACGAACAAACAAAUAUACACGUAACUGUACAC